AUGACCGUCCAGAUCACGGUGCCCGACUGGGUCGUGCACCGCGGCGACGAGCGGUCGAAGCGGUCGACAAUCUAUAGUCUUUCUGUGCAUCCCGAUGGGUCGCGACUUGCGACCGGCGGGCUGGAUACCAAGAUCCGCGUGUGGGCCACCGCGCCGGUGCUCGAAGAACGCGCGGCGGAGGACGCGGCGGAGCCCCGGCUGCUGAGUACGCUCGCGCGUCAUACUGGUGCGGUGCUUGCGGUGCGGUGGUCGCAUUCAGGGCGCUACCUGGCCUCGGGCUCGGACGACACCGUCGCGCUGAUCUGGGACCUCGACACGUCGGGCAUCGGCAGCGGCCUCGUGUUUGGCUCUGCCGAGACGAAUCUCGAGCACUGGCGGCCGCACCGCCGCCUGCCGGGGCACGAGUCCGAUGUGACGGACGUGGCAUGGUCGGAGAACGAUGCGUACCUCGCCACGUCCGGCCUCGACUCGCUGGUGAUCGUCUGGUCGGGCUCGACGUUCGACCGCCUGCGCACCAUCCGGGGACACCAGGGGUUUGUCAAGGGCCUCGCCUUUGACCCGGUCGACCAGUUUCUCGCGAGCAGCAGCGACGACCGCACCGUCAAGAUCUGGCGCAUCAGUGACUGGGGCCUCGAGGCGUCCAUCACGGCGCCGUUUGAAAACAGCCCCAGCUCGACCUUUUUUCACCGGGGGUCCUGGACACCGGACGGCGCGAACCUCCUCGCCUCAAACGCAAUGAACGGGCCGGUGUUUGUCGCGAGCGUCGUCAGACGCUUGCAGUGGUCCUCGGACAUUUCGCUCGUCGGCCACGAAAAUGCCGUGACCGUCGCGGCGUGCAGUCCCCGCCUCUUUCGCACAGAGGGGGGGGGCGUCGCGACCGCCGUCGCGCUGGGGUCGCAGGACCAGGGCGUGUCUGUGUGGAUCACCGGCCACCCGCGGCCGGUCAUGGCAGCGCGCGACGUGUUUGAGCGCCAUGUGAUGGACCUGUCGUGGUCCAGUGACGGGUACACGCUGUAUGCAUGCUCGUCCGACGGCGCCGUCGCCUCUUUUGUCUUUACUCCUGCCGAGCUCGGCGAGGCGGUGCCCGAGGACGAGCUGCAGACGCUGCGCAAGGCGUACGGAUACGUGCCCAAGACGCGCGCCGCUCACUCCGCCUCGGCCGCGCUUCCGGGACGCGCAGGCGCACAGGAGCGCCCGCACAUGCUCACGGUGCGUCCCUCGGCGCCGGGCGAGCGCCUCAAGCAGCAAAUCUCGCGGAAUGCCGACGGAAAACGGCGCAUCCGCCCGACACUCCUCGCGGGCGACGCGGCGCCGGCCGACGCGUUUGCCGCACCGAGCGCCAAGCGCUCUGCCGACGUCCUCGCAUCCUUCCCGGGCGCAGGCGGGCGCGCGCUCGGCAGUGAAAAACGCGCGGCGCUCGCAGCCGAAUCACUCGCCGUAUCGCUACCGAAAAGCGGGCCAAGCGGCCUCCGUACGCCCAACGUGCAGACCGCGCUCCGUGUUCCGUGCACGUACGGCGCAGUGGACGUCCGCAACCACACCGAGCAGGCCUCUGAGAUUGCAUUGGUCGACAAGGACGAGCAGGUGCAGUGGCUCGAUUUUGUCCCGUCGCCCGUGGUCGGCGCCGUGGCAUGCGAGGCGUUUGUGGCCGCGUCGCUCGCGGACGGGACCCUCUUGUGGUACUCGCCCAGGGGGCCGCGGCUCAGCACGCUCGUGCUUUCCGUGCCGUGCCUCGAGCUUGCGUGCCACGGAUCGGUGCUAGGCGCCGUGUCGUGCGACGGCGAAGUCCGCCGCUGGGACGUGGCGCGCGGCACGGCGCUGCCGGGAUCGGCGCGCCUGCCGCACGGUGCAGACGUGCACAAGUUUUACGUGCAUACGAAUGGCGUGCCGGUCGUCGUCCUGAGCAACGCGCUGGCCGUGGGGCUCGACCCCGAAAAGAAUGCGCUGCUCACGCUCUCCUCCGCGUGGCUUGCGCAGCACUCGACCGCAUGGGACGCCACAGGCGCGGCGCGCGAGCCGGUGCGCAGCAUCGAGAGCGAGGUGGCUGCGCUACGCUCGACACACGCGUCUUCCGUCUCGACGCAUCCCGAGUUUGCGCUUGCGGCGACGCUCCGCCAUCUCGAGACGCGCAUCGCCGCGGCCGAGCUGCUGGAGAGUGCGAACGAGUACCGCCAGGCCGUGCAUGCGCUCGCACGCCAGCUCGCAGAGCAAGGUAUCCGAAACCAGGCCGAAGACCUCUUGCGCUCCUUGCUCGGCCCCAUCUACUACCAGCCGGGCGUGCAGCCAGCAUGGAAGGCGAGCGUGUGUGGCCUGCCGAAGCGCGAGCUCCUUGCGUCCGUCUUGUCCGUGAUGGGCACCAACAAGGCUCUGGCCGAGCUUGUCCAGCAUGUCGAAAGUCUGCUUCGUGCAGUAAGCACGUAG
Molecule: messenger RNA, 2421 nt
Organism: Malassezia japonica
Lineage: Eukaryota; Fungi; Basidiomycota; Malasseziomycetes; Malasseziales; Malasseziaceae
Gene: HIR1
Product: HIR complex subunit
Exons: 1
Coding region: 1-2421 (806 amino acids)
Biological process (GO): DNA-templated transcription; chromatin remodeling; regulation of DNA-templated transcription
Cellular component (GO): nucleus; HIR complex; chromatin
Molecular function (GO): protein binding; nucleosome binding
Source: RefSeq, a predicted model, not a curated record